Molecule: messenger RNA, 1266 nt
Organism: Acanthocheilonema viteae
Lineage: Eukaryota; Metazoa; Nematoda; Chromadorea; Rhabditida; Onchocercidae
Source: the annotation of a GenBank genome assembly
AUGCUAGCUCUGGAUAGCUGGCGAAAUUUUAGAAGAGGCAAGGAAAUGGAGAUUUCUGAUGGCAACAUGCAGGAAUGGCCUGAUUCGGAUAGAUUGAAAGAAGCGCUUUCAUUGGCUAAGUUUGAUGAUUACUAUACCAUGCCUGGUUUAAAGGCAACUGUAACUUUACCCGAUUUAAUGGCCAAAACGCUAGAGCAGAAGCUGAACAAGACGAUCAGUCGACCUUCAGUUUCUAAGGAUAUGAACGGGGCCGAUGGACAUCUUCGAGCUGCCGUUAAUUUAACUGCUGAAUUGUUAACAGAAGUUAAUCAAGGGUUUGGCAUGGCCGGUCAACCUUCGAACAAUACGGAGUACAGUUUUAAGGUAUGGGCGUGCCGUUUGCAGUUGCUUAUGGCUUUGAAACUGUAUACAUUAUUGAAUGACGAGUUGAUACCAUUCGAGGAACUGGAUGCACCAGAUAUGUUCUAUCAAUAUUACCCCAGUCUCUAUCCAGAAAGUCCCAGAGGAAGUUUGGUGCUAUUCAGUAUGCGCUUGAUUCAUGCCGAGGCAUUACGCUUCACUUCUAACCCAUGGGCAACUUUAGAAAGAAUUGACAGGCUGGAGAAAAAUGUUAAAAAAGUUUUGGAUAAUUCAAUGAACAAAAGCAAGUAUUUCUUCAAAAUAUGGGAGGAUCGUUUGUUAGCCGUGCAAAAAAUGCGUGCUCGUAGUUUAUUUUUUUUAAAGGAGUACUCAACAUCCAUGAUCCUAUAUAAUCGUUUGUCAAAAGCAGGUGGGUUCAGUUCUGAGCAAGAAAUAGCCCUCAAACUAAUGUUAAUGAGAAUGGCGAUGGCUAUCGGUGAUCAAAAGAACUUAGAACAUUAUUCGAAUGAAAUCGCUGCAGCAACCUAUGACGAUCAAAUCUUACACAAGCAUGUUGCUCACUUUUAUUUAAAGUUUUGCAACUUAGGGUGUUUGAAGUAUAUAUUUUAUGGCAACUAUAACGAAGCUUACGAAACGUUGCAGAAAUAUCUUAACUCACUUGCUUCCUCUGAACUACGGAACAACAUGGCGAUUUGCUUAUUGUAUAAAGGACAAGUUUUUGAUGCGCGGGAAAUGUUGAAAAGCUUACCAGGUGAUCCAAAUGAACCAGUUGCAAUCAACUUUUCGAUCGUAGCUGAGCUCUCGAUUUCGGAUCUUGCACACGAGGAUUUGACAGUUUUUGCACAAAAACUUGAUCAGUUUCCGGAUAUGUUCGAUCCAGUGACGUUGAAAUUGAUAUCUUCGUAG